AGGUUGUUGUGUGGAGCUGUAACUGCAUCAACGUGUUACGGUGAAGCGCACUACAACUUCUAUCUGGCCUACUCGACCUCUUCGUUGCUAUUUUGUUUUGUUUCUCUGUUGUUGCUGUGGUUUCCUUCUUACUUACAGUUAUAUCCCACUUCUAGAUUUGUGUACUCUUCACCUUUCCUGUUUCGGUUAUUCAUUUAAUCAUUUUUCAUUACUAGAAUUAUUUUCGGAGUGUUUCUUUUAUUUUUCCUUUUCUUCCCCUUAAUUGAUUUGGCUGCUUGCACGCCUGGCGUAACAAGAGAAGAAGAAUCUAUGGUAUUUGUGCCUCCCGCUGCUGCUGAUCUUUGCUCCCUGUUCUCUUGUCCGAGUGUGUGUGUGUGUGUGUGCCUCCCAUUCGAUCUUUCGUCAGAGACAAGAGGAUUCAUUUCUCACAUAUACACACCGACGAAAGAAGAGACAUACGAGACGUAAUGCCCCUCACCGCUGCCGGGAUGCGCACGCUGAUGCGCCAAAUGCAGGAGGUGCACGAGCACCCCGUUGACGGCGUCCAGGUGCGACCGUCGGAUACCAUGACCGAGUACCACUUCGACCUGGAUGGGCCGGAAGGGACACCGUUUGCGGCGGGCCGCUUCCACGUUGUGCUGAUCUUCGACGAGCAGUACCCUGAGGUGCCGCCGAAAGGUUUCUUCCGCACCAAAAUAUUUCACCCCAACGUGGCCGAACGGGGCGACAUCUGCGUCAACGCGUUAAAGCGGGACUGGAGCCCACAUGUCGGCCUGCGCCACAUCCUCGCGGUCAUCCGCUGCCUCUUAAUCGAGCCGAAUCCGGAAAGCGCCCUCAAUGAAGAAGCCGGCCGACUCUUGUUAGAGGACUACGCCGCCUACGAGCGCAAGGCGACUAUGUACACCACCAUCAACGCGGCGCGGGCUGACGGGGCAGCUCGAUUUACGCUGCCUGUGGAGGCGACGAGUGUUUCUACGCGCGCCUCCGCCAGUGCAAAGGGCACAGAGGACGGCGCGGAAGGGCAGGCGCACGUUGGAGGGAGUAAGCUCACGGUGACGGAGGCGAAUUGCCAUCCUAGCGCCGCUGCUGCGAAGGAGAAGGCGGAGCGGAUGAAGAAGGCGGCGGAGAAGAAGAAAAAGGCGCUGCGACGGAUCUAA
Leptomonas pyrrhocoris is the source of this 1157-nucleotide messenger RNA. RefSeq names its product putative ubiquitin-conjugating enzyme. The transcript has a single exon. The coding region runs from base 468 to 1157 and encodes 229 amino acids. The record is from RefSeq and is a predicted model, not a curated record. NCBI's taxonomy places the organism in Eukaryota, Euglenozoa, Kinetoplastea, Trypanosomatida, Trypanosomatidae.